Chaetura pelagica (chimney swift) is the source of this 1353-nucleotide messenger RNA. RefSeq names its product ankyrin repeat domain 33 (gene ANKRD33). The record is from RefSeq and is a predicted model, not a curated record. The coding region runs from base 1 to 1353 and encodes 450 amino acids. NCBI's taxonomy places the organism in Eukaryota, Metazoa, Chordata, Aves, Apodiformes, Apodidae. The transcript has 4 exons. Gene Ontology annotation, molecular function: protein binding.
AUGACAGAUGCCCACGGUGGAGGAGAAGAUGCUGCAGCCCCCGUGGUCAACCUGGACCCCUCUGACCCAGAGCUGCACUACGAGGAGGAAGGGGAUGACGAGAAGAGCGAGUCAGAGCCCUCAGACACCAGCAGUGUCUGCUCUGAUGACUCUGUCUACCCUUGCUACGAGCCAUCCCCAAGGGCUGGUGGGGAUGGGGACCUCAGCCUCUACCAGUGCUGCGCCAAGAACGAUGCCAGGUUGGUGCAGGAGAGGCUGGAGCGAGGGGUGAGCAGGAGUGAGGCCAUGGAGCUGGACAUCAACGGGAGGAAUGGGCUGAUGGUGGCCUGCUACAAGGGCUUUGUGGACAUUGUGCCCCUGCUGCAGAAGUGCCCCUACAUAAAUGUCAACCAGCAGGACAAGGACGGGAACACGGCCCUCAUGAUCGCAGCCCAGGCAGGGCACAUCACCAUCGUCAACUACCUCCUCAACUACUACCCCAUGCUGGAGGUGGACAAGAGGGACCCCCGGGGCCUGACGGCGCUGAUGAAGGCGGCGGUGCAGGGGCGGCAGGACUGCGUGGCCGCCCUGGUCCUGGCGGGAGCAGACCUGGAAGCAGCAGAUCCUGUCAAGGGGAAGACAGCCAAGGAGUGGGCAGCCUUCACCGGCCGCUUCGAGACCACCGUGCGGAUCCGGAGCCUCCUGCGGCGCCCGCGGGCCGAGCAGUUUGGCUCCCAGUACCAGCCCGAGUGGCCAGCCCUGGGAGAUCCGGUGGCCAAAGCCGUGGGUCCCAAAUCCACCAGCAAGAGGCUGUCGGAGAAGAUCCAAUCCAUGUUCACCUUCAACUUCCCCCACGACCCGGAGGAGGACGGCGUGAUGGACCACAUGGUGAGGAUGACCACCUCCCUGGCCAGCCCCUGCCUGGCCACUGCUUGCCAAACCAUCUGCCCCGACAGCCCCCCCGAGGUGGGCAAGCGCCGGUUGUCCGUCCCGGAGAUCCUGGGGGAGCACGAGCUGGAUCUGGAGGCCGAGACAGACUCCAGCUCCUGCUCCAGCAUGGCCUCUUGCAACGGCCAAGUGGUGUCAGAGAUCCGGCUCCUGCCCCCUCGCCAACCAGCCGGUGGGUUCCUGAGCUUCCUGCCCCGGCGCCUGCGCUGCGGGAACAUCAUCUUCCCGGGAGAGCCCGUCCCCAAAAUCAAAGUGAGCAAAGACUCCUGCCCACCCGCCACCUCCAAGGAGCGGCACCGGCGCAAGAGGGACAAGAACCUGCUGCAGCCACCCAAGUGGAGGUACAAGGAGCUGAAGGAGGAGAAGAAAGCGGCCAAGGAGGCGAAGAAAGAGGAGAAAAAGAAGAAAGAAGGGAAGAAGGGCUAA